Xylona heveae TC161 is the source of this 4365-nucleotide messenger RNA. RefSeq names its product glycosyltransferase family 1 protein. Lineage: Eukaryota; Fungi; Ascomycota; Xylonomycetes; Xylonales; Xylonaceae. The record is from RefSeq and is a predicted model, not a curated record. The transcript has 8 exons. The coding region runs from base 1 to 4365 and encodes 1454 amino acids. Gene Ontology annotation, biological process: carbohydrate metabolic process. Gene Ontology annotation, molecular function: hexosyltransferase activity; UDP-glycosyltransferase activity.
AUGCCUGUCGAAUCUGAUCUCAAAAAGUCCGUCGGACGGCGGUUGACCAGGCGAAAACAGCAUGACCCGCGCCCUCUCUCUCCCGAAAUGCCAGAGAAGUUCAAGGAUGGCGCAGAUGCUAAUGAAGACGUCUGCACUUUACACGGUAAUGAUGUGCACUACAUGAACCAGUCAAUAUUUUCUAUGAUUGCAGCAGCUGGUUCCCGAGCAGACUUUCGUUCUCGCUUCGACGAAGAUUCAAGUGACGCUGGUGACGAAUCAGAUGAAGAGGAUACACAGGAUAAGGAUGAUACACCACGCGCAAGCCAAGACCAUGCUGAUGGUCGUCCCACUGUAAUGCCAUCCGAGGGGAAGCCGCAAGGACAGGGCAAAAAGCUCUCGGAGCUCCUUUCUCUCCCUCGUCUCCAUUCGAGAACAUCAAAGGGCAAGAGUCGGCUUUCUCAAACGGUAUCCGGCCCUUUCUCAGAAGCAUCUGGCGCGGAGGAUAAGGAGCCUGAAAAGAAGGAGUCGGCUAUCUAUUCCAGGGAUGCGCCGGUAAUGAGCCGCAUGAUCCAGGCGCAGGCAAAACAAGCAGCAGAGGAGGCCUCGGAGCGCGAACAAGCUGCCGUAGAAAGCGGGAAAGAACCACCAGCCGACGUUACUGAACCAAAGGCGACAAUUACAUUGGCUGAAGGCUUAAGGCGGAUAUUCGGAUACGAGGACCCGGAAGAGGUUCUCGCUGAAUACCCAUGCUGGCUUCUGCAAAGCGUCCUACUUCAAGGAUACUUGUACAUCACUAGGAGGCAUAUUUGCUUCUACGCCUAUCUGCCAAAGAAAUCAGAUGUUGUAGUGAGAUCCGGCCAUUUGUCGAAACGUGAUCGAGGAAGACCAACAUAUCAGCGCUACUGGUUUGUUCUGAAGGGUGACGUGCUGUCAUACUACGACGAACCUGUCGAUAUCUACUUUCCUUCCGGGAAUAUCGAUUUGCGCUAUGGCAUCUCGGCCAACCUGGACGGCCAUGAGCAUGAAGAAAAGGCAAGGUCCUUCUCGGUCGUGACUGACCAGCGGACCUAUCAUCUUCGCGCCGAUAGCGCUCCUAGUGCAAAGGAGUGGGUCAGAAUGUUACAAAAGGUCAUAUUUCGGUCACAUAACGAUGGGGACAGCGUCAAAAUAUCCAUACCAAUCGAGAACGUAAUCGACAUUGACGACAGCAGUGUCUUGGAACUGGCAGAAACAGUCAAGAUUCGCGUGAUAGAAAGCGAUGAAACUUAUGCAAUAGACGAGUACUUCUUCUCUUUUUUCCGCUACGCCAAGGAUGCUUUGCGGGUGCUUCGAACGGUAGUGGAAUCGAUGCCUGCGCAAAAUCUCGCCCCUGAAAGCCAGCGUAGAUCUUCAGCUUUCACAGAGCCGGCAAGCCCCAGUAGCCCAAGGGGCAGGUCUCAGGAGCCCAGACCUAGGACGCCACAGGGAAAGCAGAUUGACUCGCUUUCAGAGUCUCUCAGCCCUGUCCUACAUGACAGAGUGAGGGCGACUUUAUCGCCAAGGUCGCGGGCUACGAGCAGAGCCGCCAGCUCCCUGGGAUGGGGCCAAUCACAUCUUGGCAAUCGCGCCCAAAGCAUGGAUGUCAAUAGAGAGCGGGAAUCCAGCAGCUCCAGCGUUGACUUUGGCCGGCGAAGCAUCAGCACCACGAGAUAUAGUGUGAGCGGUGCCGCAAAGGAACCGCAGUCGCCUUCUACAAUGCCCCAUGAGUCUUCUGACUCCUUUGUGCAUUCUCUCGAUCGUGAUAUCGAGUCUUCCCCUGCUGUCCAUUCGAUCGACGACACCCAAGCCUCUGCCAGCCAGAUACUCGAUCGAAGCGAUGUCUUCCAUUCGCCUACAAUACCAAGUCAUCCACGCGAGGGUGAUGCAAAUUGGAAAGGGAAGGGGAAGAGCGAUGAAGGCAACAGGACCAUCAAAUUUGGGAAAGUCAAGGUCCAUUCUCCUUCAAGGUCACAAAUACGGCGCACGUUAGGGGAGUCAGAUAAGGAAAAUUUUGGCGACGUCAGUGAUUCCGAGACUGGCAGCGAAAUCCAUAGCGGUCAGAUGAACAAAACUGGAUCAACCCCUACUCUACAAGAGCUUGUUCGUGCUGGAGCUUAUCCGCUCCAAAGAGCAGCCGGAUUUGCCGAAUAUCUGAAGUCCCAUUCAAAGCGAAUGACUGGCCUUCUUGCAUCUGAGUCAAUGGGCUACGUGGAAAAGGUUUCUGGAAUGUGGGCCGGCGGUAGAAGGCAUUACAGCGAAGGAGGCCCGAGUAACGGCGAUGAAGUGCUCGAUGAAGUAGAUGAAGACACCGGAAUGGGUCCAGGAGACCGAUUUCGUGCUCAUUUUGCACUUUCUCCGUCCGAAAAGCUUCAAGCUUCCUACUUUGGUUACCUUCUUCGCGUCCUUCCACUCUACGGGAAAAUAUACAUUAGUGAUCGCAAAUUUUGCUUUCGGAGCUUACUACCUGGUACUAAGACCAAGCUUAUCUUGCCCUUGAAAGAUAUUGAAAACGUGGAUAAAGAAAAAGGCUUUCGUUUUGGUUAUUCUGGAUUGGUCGUCGUGGUCAAGGGCCAUGAAGAGAUCUUUUUUGAGUUUAGCCACCCUGACUCGCGUGACGACUGUACGGUCACAAUGCUUCAAAAACUUGAAUCUGUGCGUUACUUAAAAGAGUCUGGUAUCUUGACUCAAGAAGAGGAAGAAGAGGCAGAGAUUGCAAAAGCUGAACAUCGCCUGCUCAUGGAGGCGAGACGAGAGGAUCAUGAUUUGAUGAUAUCUAACGCCCAUUCUGCAGAUGCACCGCCUAUUCUCUUUGACGAUCCGCGAGUAUCAAUUAUCAACUUCAAGCCCACGCAGUCGCUUAGGAUUACGUGCUUGACGAUUGGCUCCCGUGGUGAUGUCCAGCCAUAUAUAGCCUUGUGCAAGGGUCUGCUGGCAGAGGGCCAUAAGCCAAGGAUUGCGACUCAUAGAGAAUUUGAGCCAUGGGUAAGGGAGCACGGUAUUGACUUUGCGCCAGUCGAGGGUGAUCCUGCAGAGUUGAUGCGUAUCUGCGUGGAAUACGGCAUGUUUACGUACUCAUUCCUCAAAGAAGCAUCUCUCAAGUUUCGUGGCUGGAUUGAUCAACUUCUGCGUUCUGCUUGGAUGGCAUGCCAAGAUUCCGAUCUUCUGAUUGAGAGUCCAAGUGCCAUGGCUGGGAUUCACAUUGCUGAAGCAUUGCAAAUCCCCUACUUUCGAGCAUUUUCGAUGCCCUGGACGCGGACCCGAGCGUAUCCGCAUGCCUUUGCCGUGCCGCAACACAAGAUGGGAGGUGCCUACAAUUAUAUCACCUAUGUCAUGUUCGACAACGUCUUCUGGAAGGCGAUUGCUGGUCAAGUCAACAGGUGGCGCAAGACUGAACUUAAACUGCCUUCCACAAGCCUAGACAAAUUACAGGCCAACAAAGUACCUUUUCUCUAUAGCUUCAGCCCGUCAGUGGUCGUGCCUCCUCUUGACUACAGCGACUGGAUCAGAGUCACAGGCUACUGGUUCCUCAACGAAGGGGCAGACUGGAAACCCCCUCAAGAGCUUACCGAUUUCGUCCGAAAAGCGCGGGAGGACGGCAAGAAAAUCGUUUAUAUUGGAUUCGGGUCGAUUGUUGUUUCGGAUCCGGCAGCCUUGACCAAGACUGUGAUAGACUCUGUCCGGAAAGCAGACGUCAGAUGUAUCCUCUCUAAGGGUUGGUCCGAUCGACUGGGGAAUAAGGAUCCUACCGCGCCCGAAAUGCCCUUGCCGCCAGAAAUUCUGCAGAUCAAAUCUGCACCGCACGACUGGCUCUUUACGCAGAUUGAUGCUGCUGCGCACCAUGGCGGCGCUGGCACCACUGGCGCGAGUCUGCGUGCGGGUCUCCCAACCAUUGUGAAACCAUUCUUUGGAGACCAAUUCUUUUUUGGCUCGCGGGUUGAGGACUUGGGAGUGGGCAUCUGCUUAAAGAGGCUCAACGUCAGCGUCCUCUCUCGUGCCCUUUGGGAGGCCACGCAUAGCGAACGGAUCAUUGUCAAGGCUCGCGCCCUCGGUGAACAGAUUCGUAAGGAGGACGGAGUGGGCAAUGCCAUUCAAGCCAUCUAUCGGGAUAUGGAAUAUGCCAAGUCACUCAUCAAGCGGCAUGGUGUUCCCCAUACGGAUGAAACUUACGAUGAUUCAGAGGAAAGUUGGACGUUUAUUGGAGAUGAGAGUGAUCCAGAACUGACGCGACGCAUUGCCGAUUGGGAGCCUCCAACGCGACAAGGCAAGCAGACGGCUUCGACUACUGCCCCAACUGCAACGCCAGCCUCUGGGAUCACUUCUAUGGCAAACAGCAAGACACUGCCGUUGGGCCGAGCACGAUCUUAA